This is a messenger RNA of Heterobasidion irregulare TC 32-1, 597 nucleotides long. RefSeq lists its product as uncharacterized. The transcript has 2 exons. The coding region runs from base 1 to 597 and encodes 198 amino acids. The record is from RefSeq and is a predicted model, not a curated record. NCBI's taxonomy places the organism in Eukaryota, Fungi, Basidiomycota, Agaricomycetes, Russulales, Bondarzewiaceae.
AUGGCUUUGCCCCCACGCCUUGUCACUCCUGCUAGACUCAUCUUUGAAGCAGCCAACAAAGCCAAUGUUACGGCUAUUCUCUUCGGCAGUGCUGCCGCCAAACUGCAUGGCGCCAAACGCGACACCAAAGACCUCGACAUCAAUGUAUCCUCUCUUGGAUUCACUACAUUCCUGCCGAAUGAGUUCGUUUGUCACCCUCGCACCGUCGACACCCGCCAGCAUAUCACCUGGGCAAACACCGUCAAGUGCGAUGUAGCUACCGAGCGCACUGAACUCGUGAAUGAUGCAUUUGAGACCUAUAGCUGCGUCACAGAGGACGGCAUUCGCUAUGCAUCGGCGAACAUUCUUUUGGCGGACAAGAUUCGUACAUAUGGACGACGCCCGUUCCAGGCUGUUCAGAAGCAAGAAAACGAUUUGUACGAUGUCCUACAGCUCAUCGAUGUCAUGAGGCAAAAGGGAGAUAAGAUGCCAGACGAGCUUAAGGAAUCGAUCCUUAGUGAAGAUGUUCUUAGGGCCUUCCUUGAACGUGUACCCGUCGAAGAUCAUCUGUUAUACCGCACUUUUUUGGAGGAGUUGAACGUUAAUCUACCGAAUUAG